AUGAGAUUCAUAGUUGCAUUACUUAUAGCUUCCUUGUUCGUAGACAAAGAGGAUUCAGAAUUGUCUUUCAUUCGAAGGCAUAACUUGGAUUCAUGCUCUUCAUAUUCGCUCAAAGUUUCCCCCAGAAACCUAGUCAUCCCUGCCCCUCAUGCAAACACCACAAGCCUCUUAUCCAUUCUCAUUGGGCAGGGGGACUCGGUCUCUCGGUUGCCUGGCCAGCAACCUAGAGCCCUACAGUCCACGGGUCUUAAGCACCAAACCUUGGUCUUUUCGACCAAUUCGGGUUCUGUACAGUCCAACCGAGUCGCCAACACCUAG
Molecule: messenger RNA, 318 nt
Organism: Striga asiatica
Lineage: Eukaryota; Viridiplantae; Streptophyta; Magnoliopsida; Lamiales; Orobanchaceae
Source: the annotation of a GenBank genome assembly